GACGAAUGCACUUAAUUCUGAAUGGAGUUGGGGGUGUAGAUCGGCUGUGCUUGUCAGAGACGUGCUGGAAAUAGGUGUUUUACUUUACAUGAGUACAGUAGGUGCCUCGUUUAGGGGAUCAGGUUAGAUCAUCUAGUGUUGUCGAAAGUUACUGCGAUCGGAACAAGUUUAGCGCUACGGAAUAAAAGCCGACCUUAGAAGAAGCAUAUAGGCAACGAAUAAUUACACAAAGGAAAUGGACGCUUCAUUUUGUAUUGUAUUUGCUUUUAUCCUUAACAUAUUACCAUGCCAUGUACAGCCUGUGCAAAUGUGCAACGUCAAGAAUGAAAUUGAACUACAAAGACAGCAGUGUGAGAAGAAUUUAGAAAACGUCACCUCAGGCUGCAAAGGCAUGUGGGAAAUCGUUGCCUGCUGGCCCUCAGCCAGGGUGGGGGAGGUGGUCACCAUCUCCUGUCCCAAAUACUUCAGUUACUUCAGCGACCAUCACAAAGGUAAUCUCUCAAAGGUUUGCAGAGCUGAAGGCUGGACAGAAAUGGACCCCAUCACCAUAGUCCGGAACUGUGGUUACAAUAGUAGCAGUGAUGAUGGUACUUUUUUUUGGACAGUGAAGAUUGGAUAUACCAUUGGCCACAGUGUGUCCUUGAUCUCUCUCACUACGGCCAUCAUAAUUCUCUUUGUAUUCAGAAAAUUGUACUGCACCCGGAACUACAUCCACAUGAACCUGUUUGUGUCAUUCAUCCUGAAAGCCAUUGCUGUGUUCAUCAAGGAUGCCAUCCUGUAUGAGGUUGGGGAACCUGAGAACUGCCCCUCCAAAACGGUUAGAUGCAAAGCAGCUAUUGUCUUCUUCCAGUACUGCAUUAUGGCCAGCUUCUUCUGGCUCUUAGUAGAGGGCCUAUACCUCCACGCACUUUUGGCUGUCUCCUUCUUCUCGAAGAGGAAGUAUUUCUGGUGGUACAUUCUGAUUGGCUGGGGAGGACCAACUAUCUUCAUAACUUCGUGGGGUGUGACUAAGGCCUAUUUUAAUGAUGUUGGAUGCUGGGACAUCAUUGAAACGUCAGAUCCGUUUUGGUGGAUCAUCAAAACACCGAUUCUAGCAUCAAUAUUGAUGAACUUCAUUCUAUUUAUUUGCAUUGUCCGAAUCCUUCGACAGAAGAUAAAUUGUCCUGAUAUAGGACGGAAUGAGUCCCAUCAAUAUUCGAGGUUGGCAAAAUCAACUUUGCUCCUGAUUCCACUCUUUGGAAUCAAUUACAUCAUCUUCGCGUUCAUUCCUGACAAUGUGAAGACUGAAUUGAGACUGGUGUUUGACCUUAUUUUGGGCUCAUUUCAGGGUUUUGUGGUAGCAGUGCUAUAUUGUUUCCUGAAUGGAGAGGUACAGGCAGAGAUCAGGAGGAAGUGGAGGAGGUGGCGCCUGGAGAGGUUCCUGGGUGCCGAUGUGAAGUACCAGCACCCAACCAAUGGCAACAACUUUGCCACGCAGAUCUCUAUGCUGACGAGGUGCAGCCCCAAGACGCCCCGAGCCUCCGCCUGCCAGGACGAGCUGAUCUGACAUGACAUCCUUCUCCAGCUGACCUCUGUCGCCACAGGGAUCCAAGUGAACAGAGCACAGGGAGAGUGAGGGACCACAACUGAUUGCAAAGAAGACCAUCUGAGAGCAGUGUGCAUCAGGAAAGCCCUCCCUGUUGACUUUGUGAUGUUAGCAGAUACAUUUGAACAUUUAAAUACAGUACUUUGUCAGUUACACAGAUCGCAUUUUUAGCUAUGUGUCAAACCCCCAGUAAACUACUGACCACA
Paramormyrops kingsleyae is the source of this 1791-nucleotide messenger RNA. Its product is annotated as vasoactive intestinal polypeptide receptor-like. NCBI's taxonomy places the organism in Eukaryota, Metazoa, Chordata, Actinopteri, Osteoglossiformes, Mormyridae. The record is from RefSeq and is a predicted model, not a curated record. Gene Ontology annotation, biological process: adenylate cyclase-modulating G protein-coupled receptor signaling pathway; cell surface receptor signaling pathway. Gene Ontology annotation, cellular component: plasma membrane. Gene Ontology annotation, molecular function: G protein-coupled peptide receptor activity; vasoactive intestinal polypeptide receptor activity; peptide hormone binding.